Clonostachys solani is the source of this 270-nucleotide messenger RNA. The record is from the annotation of a GenBank genome assembly. Lineage: Eukaryota; Fungi; Ascomycota; Sordariomycetes; Hypocreales; Bionectriaceae.
AUGUAUGUAAAGAAUAUUUCAGUCAAGGUUCGCGAGGAGCGGCCGGUUGACAUUAACCCGAGCCAAACGUUAACCAACAUCUCGUUCAAUGGAGUCGGAGGCUUAUCGCAGACACUGACCUCGUUGUACACAUCUCUUCUUGGCGACUCCUUCAUGCGGAACAUCCACAGCCUUCGAAAUCAGAACAAACAGGAGAAGAUCACCGAUGAAGACGUCAUCCAAGCUCUCGAAGAGGUCAGCUCCAGUCAGCACUCGUACUUUUGGGUAUAG